GGCCAAGUCGUCGCCAUGGAGACGCGUGGGGACGGCUGUGGGAGCGGCGGCGGGCGGCCUGGGCUAAGGCCCUAGAGGUGGCAGUGGUGGCGGCGGCGGCGCGGUUGAACCGGGUCUGGCUGGAGCCCGCCUGGGCUCGGACAGUCGGGGCCGGUGGGAUGAACGUCCGAGGAGGACGUGGGGGUCCGGGAGCCGGCGAGGAGUGCGACGAGGACGACGACGAGGACGACGAGGAGAGGGAGGCCGUCACCCAGGCCUUCCAGGUGUCCCGGCUGCCGCCCAUCUCCGGCUGCGUGCCCGAGACCAGCCGGAGGAAGGUGAAGAAGAAGAAAAAGAAGAAGAAGUCUCCAGCCACCGGACUGGCCAAGGGCUCAGGCAAAGGCGACGGUUCCAGCAAAGAUUCUAGCUCCAAACUAGAGUCUAUGAAAGAUAUUAAAAGAGAGAAAGAGGAAAAUAAGCAUCUCUCUUAUUCCUCCUCUGGGAAUGCUGCAUUUUCCUCGGCUGAAGUAGAUGAGAGCCUCUCCACCAAGAUCAAUGAGAGUCUCCGCUGGGAAGGUGUCCUUGAAGACCCAGUAGCAGAGGAAGAACGAAUCCGCAUCUACAAACUCAACAGAAGAAAACGUUAUCGACUUUCGGCUCUGGAAGGAUUCUGCCAGACUCCAAGUGUCCCAGAAGGGACUGAUGAGAAAGUCUCAGUCCUUCCAGACCCAGAGAGCCACACAAACAGCAAACAGCAAGCAGUGAAGGAGGAUUGCCUCAAUUAUUUCCUUGAUGGAAACACAGCGUCAAAGAUCCUAUCCUCUCCAGAAUUAGCGACAGUCAAUGUACCCGAGCAGAAACUUUCUUCUGCUUUGGCAAAUCUAUCCUGAUCCCAGGAGUGAGUGUGCGUGUGUGUGUGUGUGUGUGUGUGUGUGUGUGUGUGUGUGUGUGUGUGUAUGUAUCUGUGUGUGUGUGUGUGUGUCUGUGUGUGUGUAUGUGUGUGUGUGUGUGUAAAUUAAAUAAUGGAAACCAGGCCAACCCUGAAGAGGACAAAUACUUUGUUUUGUUAUUGAGAUCAAGCCUCUCCUUUCAACAAAAUGUCUUAUGUGUCAAAAUAAAACCACCUCUCUAUAAAGAACAUAAAAAAUCCUAAAAAAAAAAA
Messenger RNA from Trichosurus vulpecula (common brushtail), 1141 nucleotides. It is a transcript of the gene LIAT1, whose product is annotated as chromosome 7 C17orf97 homolog. The record is from RefSeq and is a predicted model, not a curated record. Lineage: Eukaryota; Metazoa; Chordata; Mammalia; Diprotodontia; Phalangeridae. The transcript has 2 exons. Gene Ontology annotation, biological process: protein arginylation. The coding region runs from base 159 to 869 and encodes 236 amino acids.